AUGUCUGCCGACGCGCCUCCCGCAGCUGCAAGUACAGCGAAUGACGAUUAUCAGUCACUAUGGGCGAACAAAUACCGCGGAGCAACAGUAGAAGACCUUGAGCCUCCGCCCGCGCUAUCAUGUCGACCGACAGACCCCAUCUCGCACGCUCUCAUGUCGGGCCUCGAACGCGACUACACGCAUCUCACCGUCACAUCUGAAAACCGCGCGCUGCUCGGCUACAUCAGCAUUCCCCGCCUCCAACAGCUCCUCAAAGAAGGCAAGGUCAAGGACAGCGACCCGGUGGAGGCGGCGAUGCAGAAAUUCCGAAGACGCGGCACAAAGUACAAGGUCAUCAGUCUGGAGACACCGUUGGAGGAGCUGGAGGAGUUUUUCAAUGGCGGAGUGGAUGGGUCGGGGAAGCAGGACUUUGCGGUUGUGACGGACGGGUCGAGGAAGUUUGUGCUGGGCGUGGCGACGAAGGAGGAUCUGGAGAGCUUUGUGAAGAGGAGAGGUUGA
Paraphaeosphaeria sporulosa is the source of this 498-nucleotide messenger RNA. RefSeq lists its product as uncharacterized. The record is from RefSeq and is a predicted model, not a curated record. Lineage: Eukaryota; Fungi; Ascomycota; Dothideomycetes; Pleosporales; Didymosphaeriaceae. The transcript is spliced from 2 exons. Bases 1 to 498 code for a protein of 165 amino acids.